AUGGGCCUUGAUACCAUUACACUAGCCUCGGGGCAUCAAAUGCCUCUUGUAGGCUUUGGAAUGUGGAAGGUCCCCGCUGACAAGGCUGCUGACAUCGUUUACAACGCUAUCAGAGAAGGAUACCGCCUCUUUGACGGGGCGUACGACUAUCAAAAUGAGAAGGAGGCGGGUGAAGGUAUCAGACGGGCCAUCAAGGACGGGCUCGUGAAACGCGACGAGAUAUUUGUAACCACGAAGCUGUGGAACAACUAUCACCAAAAGGAUCAUGCGUUACAAAUGGCCAAAGCACAGAACGAAGCAUGGGGUCUUGACUAUAUCGACUUGUACCUAAUUCACUUUCCUGUUGCGCUCAAGUACAUUGAACCAGAGAAAUUAAAAUAUCCUGCAUGGUGGAUGGAUGUAGAGCACAAGGUAAUUGAAACAGCUCCAAUACCACUCCAAGAAACAUGGCAGGCCCUCGAGGAAGUGGUCGACAUGGGUAUCGCUAAAUCCAUCGGCAUCUCAAAUGCGCAGGCCCAGACCUUGUAUGAUAUUCAAAGAUAUGCGCGACAUCCGAUCUCAUCGCUCCAGAUCGAGCAUCAUCCUUAUUUGGUUCAGCCCGAACUCGUGGAGCUUGCUCAGGAGGAGAAGAUUGCAAUCACAGCUUACUCGUCGUUCGGCCCGCAAAGCUUCUUGGAGCUGCCAACGGCAUUUCGAGCCAGGGCGAAAGACGUUUCUCUUCUCUUUGACGUGGAUGCUGUGAAAAAGGCGGCUGCGAGAGUGGGCCGAACACCUGCACAAGUUCUCUUACGGUGGGCAACUCAGAGAAAUAUUGCUGUGAUCCCAAAGUCGAACAAUUCCACUCGAUUGCAGCAAAACCUGGAAGUCGGAAGCGAUAGUUUCACGUUGACAAGUGAGGAAAUCGUGUCGAUCAGCGCACUCGACAAGGGAUUGCGGUUCAAUGAUCCAGGCUUCUAUCUGGACAAGCCGCUGCGGAUCUUUGCAUAG
Molecule: messenger RNA, 987 nt
Organism: Exophiala spinifera
Lineage: Eukaryota; Fungi; Ascomycota; Eurotiomycetes; Chaetothyriales; Herpotrichiellaceae
Exons: 3
Coding region: 1-987 (328 amino acids)
Cellular component (GO): cytosol
Molecular function (GO): aldose reductase (NADPH) activity
Source: RefSeq, a predicted model, not a curated record